This is a messenger RNA of Serendipita indica DSM 11827, 2214 nucleotides long. The record is from the annotation of a GenBank genome assembly. Lineage: Eukaryota; Fungi; Basidiomycota; Agaricomycetes; Sebacinales; Serendipitaceae.
AUGGCUACAAAUACUCAGACGCCUGUUAUUCGUCGUCUCGAAGAAUCGUUAAUCAACCGAAUCGCUGCCGGCGAGAUCAUUCAUAGACCAGCAUCCGCCCUCAAAGAACUGCUUGAGAACGCGUUAGACGCAGGGGCUACCUCUAUCAAAAUCACUGUGAAGGAUGGUGGACUCAAAUUACUUCAGAUACAGGACAAUGGAAGUGGAAUACGCAAAGCGGACCUACCGAUAUUAUGCGAGCGCUUCACAACCUCCAAGCUCACCUCGUUCCAAGAUCUUUCAGCGUUAACCACUUAUGGCUUUCGAGGGGAAGCUCUCGCCUCCAUCUCGCACGUUGCACAUCUGUCGGUCGUGACUAAGACAAAGGCAGAUUCUUGUGCCUGGCGAGCUUGUUACUCAGACGGAGUACUCGCCCCGCCAAAGCCCGGACUGUCGGUGGACCCAAAACCAUGUGCUGGAAAUGAUGGUACACUUUUGACGGUGGAGGACCUCUUCUAUAACACUCCAACGCGACUAGCUGCUUUACGAUCUGGUGCCGACGAAUAUAAGCGAAUCCUGGACGUCGUCACGAACUAUGCGGUCCACAACCCUUCCAUCGCAUUUCAAUGUAAAAAGGCGAGCUGUUCUCUAGCUGGACAAGCACAAACAGAUGUAUCCACUCCGGGUAGUGCGACCGUGUUACAAGCUAUAGCUCUGCUGUACGGGGCUUCUCUUUCAAAGGAGUUGGUUCACGUCAAAUUGGAUGAUCAGAAGGCCAUCGACAAAGACUCGUCCAUCUGGAGCGCCGAGGCGUUUGCCUCCAAUCCCAACCACCAAUCCAAACGAUUCACGUUUCUGCUCUUCAUCAAUCAUCGACUAGUCGAUUCCUCUCGGAUCAAAAGGGCAAUGGAAGCAGUUUACAAUGGCAUUCUCCCCAAGGGAUCUGCCCCAUUUGUAUAUCUGAGCCUCCUGCUUGACCCUAAGGAUGUUGACGCCAACGUUCACCCAACGAAACGAGAGGUUCACUUCCUCCAUGAAGAAGCUAUCACCGAAAUCAUUGCUGACCAAGUACAGCUGGCCGUGACGAAACAAGGAACAACGAGAACAUUUGUCACCCAGACGCUCUUGACUGGUGGUACUCUUGAUGAGGCUGAGCGGAGACCAAGCAAAAGACGAAAGAUUGACGAGGAAGAAGAAGAAUCAACAACCGAAGUGGUGCAUAUACAGCCCAAGAAGGUUUACUCUCACCAUAAAGUUCGGACAUCAGCACAAGACCAGACGCUUGAUCAAUGGAUACCCGUCAAGGAUAAGGAAUCCGCGUCGGCCAAUCGUGAAAAGGAGAAGGCAAUGGAUGAAUUGCAAAUUGAGCAGGCGCCAAAGAUACGAGCAAGGGAAAUAAAGGAGUCAAUAUGCCGACUGAGUUCGGUGCUCGCCCUGCGGGACGAAGUCAAGAAGCAAAAGCACGUUGGCAUGUGCGAGAUUAUUGAGAAGCAUACAUUCGUCGGUGUCGCUGAUUUCGAUCAGUGUCUCUCGUUGAUUCAAGCCGAUACCAAGUUGUACUUGGUGAACCAUGCCUCUCUUGCGGAAGAGCUUUUCUAUCAAUUGGGCCUACGCCAGUUUGGCGACUUUCACCGCAUCAAGCUCGAACCGCCUCCCCCUUUGCGGGAGCUCAUUCAGUUAGCGGUCUCUGCAGAUGAAGCAUUUCACGAGUCUGGCCUUGACGUGGACACCGGAACCAAUGCCAUCACAGACAUCUUGAUGGCUCGCCGUGACAUGCUGGAUGAGUACUUUUCCCUCAAUAUUGAUGCCGAGGGACGGCUACAAGAGAUUCCCCUCCUGCUUCGAGACUAUAAACCAGAUCUCGACAAGCUGCCUCUGUUAUUGAUGCGAUUAGGGCCGCAGGUUGAUUGGGGCUCAGAAAGAGGAUGCUUUGAGACAUUAUUACGAGAGCUCGCCUACUUUUAUGCACCAGACGUCCCUGAACACAUCUCGCAAGCUCUAGCACAGCUCAAGCUCGCCGAAGAAAAUGCCGACGUACAAGCAGUGUCUGAGGAAGUGGGUGCCCAAGGCCUGACCGUGCGAUCUGAAGGGGAAAAGGCAAUACGAUGGCAGAUUCAACAUGUGCUCUUUCCCACAAUACGGCGCUACCUUGUUCCCUCCAAGGCACUCUUAACUAAGGAUUUUGUCCAAGUCGCCAACCUGCCAGAUCUUUACAAGGUGUUUGAGCGAUGCUAG